This is a messenger RNA of Closterium sp. NIES-67, 329 nucleotides long. Lineage: Eukaryota; Viridiplantae; Streptophyta; Zygnematophyceae; Desmidiales; Closteriaceae. The record is from the annotation of a GenBank genome assembly.
GGGAGAUGAGGGAUUGGGAGGAGGGAGAGGAGGGAGAGGAGAGAGAGGAGGGAGAGGAGGGAGAGGAGGGAGAGCAAGGAAGAGGAGGGAGAGGAAGGAAGAGGAGGGAGAGGAGGGAGAGGAAGAGGAGGAAGAGGACGGAGAGGAAGGAGAGGAGGGAGAGGAGGGAGAGGAGGGAGAGGAAGAGGAGGAAGAGGAGGGAGAGGAAGGAAGAGGAGGGAGAGGAGGGAGAGGAGGGAGAGGAGGGAGAGGAGGGAGAGGAAGGAGAGAGGGAGAGGAGGGUGGGAGGGGAGGGAGAGGGGGGAUAGGAGGGAGAGGGAGAUGAGGGA